UUUCAAAGCAGCUGGGGCAAAAGCUUCCUGCGUUAAGGAUGAUCGGUAGUCCGUACUAAUCUCUCUCUUUCUUUCUUUCUUUCUUUCUUUCCCCUUUUCCUUUAUCUCUGCGUUGUCCAGUUGGUGUCAGCCCGCUGAGGUAGAAAAAGGUAUUCUUUCGUUUUCACAGAAACUCGCUCUCUUGUUUUGUUCAAGUAACAUUGAAACAAACGAGAGGUUUGUGGACCGCUUAUACAGUUUUACUUAUUUUUAGUUGCAGCACGCUACAAUGAGAAUCAGCAUCAUACAUGAACUAAUCUCAUUUGGAUCCAAUAAAUGUGUAGGAGAAAGGGAGAGAGGAUGAGAGAGCGAGAAGGAGGGAGGAUGCGAGAGAGAGGAAAGGGGAGGAUUGAUCUGCCCGCUGUUAAAAUCUUGUACUGUUUUCACUCGGAGUGAGAUCUAAGCUUGCUGACUUGCUUUUUCUGUCAAAGGUCUUAUUUGGAAAAAGAAAUCGAGGAAAAAAAUAUUCACGUUUCAUGACACAUAUUAAUAGUUAAUAUAAGUGACAGUCGAAAUUAUUUCACUGAAUGGAAUUUUUUAUUUAUGUUUGAGAAAAGCAUCGAGGCUGACAGAAAACGGAGACGGGGCAGGUUUUAAGAGGAUCUGCCCAUGCUUUUAAACGGACACCGUUCGUAUCGGACAGAUUCUGGGCAAAGCGGAGACACCGACAACGCACCCAACUUGAAACUUCAGAAUCACAGUCUUCACUCUUCUACUUGGAAUUUUGGGAGCUAGUAGUUGAACUGUACAAAUUUCACCGUGCAAGCAUAAACAACAACAGAAAGAACUCGCAUGACAUUUUUUCCUCCGAAAUUUUAAAGGGUGAUGUCAUCUGCGUGUUUUUGGGCUGGUAUUGUGCUGGAUCUCAGUGAGAGUCGCCGACAGGCAGCGCGCCGCGUACAGCGCUGCGGAUCAGGUGCGGUGCGGAUUUAUCCCCCGCACACUGCCGCCGCGAGUAGCUGUAUCCGCUACACCGACAAAGCUGUCGCUAUACUCUCUCUGAUCGUUUAUUAAACAUCCUCUAAGCAGGACCUUGCCCGUGGUCUCAGUGAUGUCUUUUGGCAAUUGCAGGUCUCAGUGCCAAAAGCCUUGGACUCGCCGACCUUUCCGGAAGGCAUAACCAUGACUGCUUCCACCGAGCGGCACUUGGAGCCCGCAGACCCAUCGCCUUUUUGCCGUCCUCAUCUCUACGCCGGCCAGGUUUUCUCCCUCCCGCGGCUACUGAUCUCGCAUCACAGGAACUAGACCAACUCCCUCUCCCCUUCUUGCCACCCCCACCCCAAGCCUUUCCUAUUCAUAAAACUCAUUCCUCCGUAUGCCUGCUUUCUUUUUCCUCCCUUUACGCGUCAACCCGUAGCAGGUUAUUUUUUUAAUUUGCAAAAUCAUUGUAAACUGAAUUUUUAAAAGGGGAAAGUAUAUAUUCAAAACGGAUUUAUAAAGACAGAGGAAGCGGUGCAGAGUCUGCCCCAGCGCCGGACAACAAGAUAUUAGCCACAGCGGAAGACUGUCAUUCACAUCCUACCCUUGGAGCAUCAGUGGCGAACUGGCUACUCCCAUCGCAACCCACCUGGCGACCUUAUGUUUCAAACGACCAAACUCUUGCGAAAGACUGGGAUAUAAGCCAGCUGACUAUGGAAUUAAAGUGAGCAAACUCUUUUAUUGACACCGCGUGGUAAUCAGUUAUUGCCCCUCUUCUCUCGGCACUAAAAGUCCCUGUCAGACGGCUCUCCGCGGAGUGCUGCUUAUUCAGCUGCAACCACAGUGGCACAAGCGUCCCAUCGGAACACACCCCACCCCCGUGUUCAGCCCGACCAAGGGGCCCGCCGCUUACCGCUAAUGCGCACGGGACUGGCGGCUGGCCACGACGUCCCUCCAUCCACCGAACGGAUUCAUAAUCGGACGCUUAUUCCUAGGAGGACGGCACAGCUAAACGGUUCUUCCUGGCUCAGAUAUUUCGAAUCCACCGUGGGAACAGACGUGCGCUGAAGCUUCACGGUCGCUUGGGGGAGCGAUGCAGUCCAUUCUCUCCGCCUUGACUUUCUUAUGUAUUCAGACAUUGCUGGUGGUGAACAAUCCUUUACAGGUGUUCGGCAGGGAUGGCGUCAACUUCAGUGUGCACGUAGAGAACCAGACGAGGGCUCGAGACGCAAUGAGCCGGAGACAGCACCGUGUUUAUCAGCUGUACAGCCGCACCAGCGGUAAGCACCUGCAGGUGCUGGGCAGGAAGAUCAGCGCCCGCGGAGAGGAUGGAGACAAAUAUGCCCAGCUCGUAGUGGAAGCCGACACCUUCGGCAGCCAAGUGAGAAUACGUGGCAAGGAGACCAACUACUACCUGUGCAUGAACCGGCGAGGGAAACUUGUGGGCAAGAAGGCGAGCAAUCGCAGCGCUGACUGCGUCUUCGUGGAGAAGGUGCUGGAGAAUCACUACACAGCGCUGAUGUCGGCACGCUACGCCGGGUGGUACGUGGGCUUCACCAAGAGGGGGCGCCCUCGGCGAGGACCCCACACGCUGCAUAACCAGCAGGACGUGCACUUCCUGAAGCGCUUCCCUCCGGGCGAGCAGCCCGACCUGCAGCCUUUCCGCUUCACCACCGUCAGCAAGCGGAGCAAGAGGGUGCGAGCGGCUGGCGACCGCUAGCGAAUCUGGCUGAAGCACUCGGCCACACAAACACACAUGCUACACGCACACAGACAUACACGACCCACCCGUUAGAGAGUCAUCACACAGAUCAGGACGUGAGUGGAUGAAUUCACACCGCCAGUGAAGCUUUGUUAUUGCGCAAGGUUCCUUGCUGGAAUGGACCAAACCAUAUGAGUAAGACACAGGAGACCAGGAGCAGAAUGAUAGGGAGAGAGAGCCUAGCAAUGGUUCAGACCAGGACCCUGUUCCACCACGCCACAGACUGAAGGGGAAAGACUUAGCACUGGAAGACAAAAUUCUCAGUCAGAUGGACAAAGCCCCAGGAGAUGGACAAGCGCUUCAGGAAGAUUAUAAAAAUUAAAAGAAGAGAAAGCUACGGAGUGGUAAAGGGCACUCAUCUCUCCCCAGCUCCUGAUUACAUGUGUAAAUAAGCAUGUUAGGUGUGACUUAGGCCCUCUGGGAGGAGUGCUUGUUUACAACCACACCACCUCGCACCUGGUGAAAUGACACUCAGACUGCAAUAUGAAAGCCAAGCUGUACCAAAGCCUAGACUCGCCAAAGACACCCUGGAUACCAAAGAGGUGUUAUUACACACACCUGCGUACGUGUGGGACGGUGACAGGGCGUUUUGUCCCAGCACAGUGGACAGUGCUGGUACUGGACAUCAAGUGGAUUACCACAGCCUCGUACUAAGUGGACCAAGUAGACAAACAGUAGCAUUAUUAUUAUUGUUAUUAUAAAACUAUUUAUUUUCACCUCUGUAUAUUGCAGUCAUUUUAAGGCUAUUUUGAUUUAUUAAAAAGUUAAUGUUUUAUUGCA
Messenger RNA from Paramormyrops kingsleyae, 3499 nucleotides. RefSeq names its product fibroblast growth factor 18-like. The record is from RefSeq and is a predicted model, not a curated record. Lineage: Eukaryota; Metazoa; Chordata; Actinopteri; Osteoglossiformes; Mormyridae. Gene Ontology annotation, molecular function: growth factor activity.